Molecule: messenger RNA, 985 nt
Organism: Dreissena polymorpha
Lineage: Eukaryota; Metazoa; Mollusca; Bivalvia; Myida; Dreissenidae
Exons: 3
Coding region: 140-985 (281 amino acids)
Source: RefSeq, a predicted model, not a curated record
CCAAUGAAAACCACUGAAAAGAGAAUAUAAUCGGAGUCAAUUUUGAACAUCGGAAUCUGACGUAUAAGGGAAAUGAUGUCGUGUUUAUACAUGUCCAUCAUCGUACGCUCAACUGAACGGUUCAUGUUAUUAUAGCAGGAUGGCCGCCAAGAACAACCUGUUCACCGACAAGGAGACUAUAAAUUGGUUCAAGGCGUCCAAAGCACUCAAUGUGGCGAAGCAAGGACUUACUGACUUUCUUGACAAACAAUUACAGAAUGUACACGCCGCUCUUGGUAAAUGUUGUGGAAACUGCCCGAUCGAAACACUCAUACCAUGUCCCACAAACCCAUAUUGUAACAAGAGGAAACGAAAUUAUUGUCCUUUUCACAAAUCACAGAAACCACAGCCAUGUCCAACAUGUGAUCACGUAAAACAGAAUAUCAUAUUACAGCACAGAUACAGGGGGCCGUCCUGGAGAAACACUCGUGCGGAAAACUGGGCACAAGACUAUUGGGAAAUAGGAAAAUGCUUCCUCCCUCCAGACGGAUAUAGCCAUGUUUGCUCGGUCCAGGAAUCAGACUUCAAUGGCGUGAUAAGCAUUAUGUUGAAUUGCCUACACUUCCAGACAUGUCUCUCUUCAUCAUGUCUAUCACCUCCACCGCCUGAUAAACAAUGUCCACUAGAAAAGGUCCGUCAGAUCGGCCGAGAUAUACGUCACACAUCCGACAACAAGGUUACAGAUGCUGACCUACAGGACUAUUUCCAGACCCUAUCCACGCUACUGGCUGAUCCAAACUGCUUACAACAUGAUCCCUCAGCAACCAUUGCAUGCACGAGACUUAGAGAUAUUCAGUUGCAGAAUGAUCACAUGUCCAUCGAAGAAUUGGAAGAAUACGAACGAGGCAAAGCAGGUAAGUUAAACAGGUUUGUUUCCUUAUACAUGUACUUAUUAUUAUCGCAAAACGAAAGCGAACCCUAUUUGGAAACAAAUAUGGACACGUGA